Messenger RNA from Bradysia coprophila, 596 nucleotides. It is a transcript of the gene CCAP, whose product is annotated as Crustacean cardioactive peptide. Lineage: Eukaryota; Metazoa; Arthropoda; Insecta; Diptera; Sciaridae. The record is from RefSeq and is a predicted model, not a curated record.
CAGUUGAAAGUGUUUAUUAAGUGUGAAUAGUCAUUUCGGGAAUAAUUUCGUUUGAAAUCAAUUGCAGAAGAAUUCGUAAUAUUUGGUUUGGCUUCUCGUAGCUUGGUGAUUAAAAUGAAUUGGAAGAAAAUCGAAUUAAUACUGCUGAUAAUAUCUGGUUUUGCGGUCUACUUUGCCGAAUGUGGAUUAAUCAACAGCGAUCGAAGUUCGUUUCGACAGAUGGCGCCCGAACGACUUCAGAAGAGACCAUUCUGCAACGCAUUCACAGGUUGCGGACGAAAGAGAUCAUCCAAUCAGGACAUCGAACAUGAACUUCCCUCAUCGAAUGGAAUGGAAGACUCGUUGGGCGAUCUGCUGGAUUUGAAUUCGGAGCCAGCAGUGGAGGAUCUGAUGCGUCAAAUAAUGUCCCAAGCAAAAAUGUGGGAGGCUAUACAAGAGGCGAAUCGUGAGAUGAAGAACGAACGAAAUUUUCAAAAUCGGCCAAAAUUUCCAUCCAUUGCGUUCAAUUCACAAAAGUGAUUGGAAAAAUUAAUGAGCAAAAGACGCGAAUCAUUUGUUUUGAGCGUUGAAAAACUAAAAAUUAAAAUUGAAUAAAU